GCAAUCAGGUACAGAUUUCUACUCUCCUCCAUCCACCCCCAUGACUAACUGCGUUUUUAAACUAAACACGUUUCUAGCCUUUCCUAUCUACCCAUACACGACAGACGGAAGACAGAAACUUGCAAUUCGUCUGCUUUCUGUCAAUCGUAACAACACUUUAGAAGAAUAAAUUCAAUCGAUUCUGUUAAUCAAAAUCAGGUUGAGAAAGGGAGUCGGGAGCUGAGGGAAAAUGGAUGCUCGAAAAAUAGUUGUGGUUGUGGAAGAUGUGGAGGUAGCAAGAACUGCACUCCAAUGGGCACUUAACAAUAUUCUUCGUUAUGGGGAUUUGAUCACACUUCUUCACGUAUAUCCCAGUACACCAUCCAAAAGCAAGAAGAAUCUUAGACUCCUACGCUUGAAAGGCUUCCAAUUGGCUCUCUCUUUCAGAGAAAUAUGCAAUUCCUUCCUCAAUACAAAGACGGAGAUUGUUGUGACGGAAGGGGAUAGAGAUGGCCGAAGAAUUGCGGCAAUGGUGAGUGAGAUUGGGGCCUUCGCUCUCGUUUUGGGUCUUCAUGAUGGGAGCUUUCUCUACAGGUUGGUAAUGGCCCCGAACAGUGUUGCAUUCAACUUGAACUGUAAGGUUCUUGCCAUCAAGCAACCAACACCACUAACAGCGAGGACAAUUUCUUUACAAGAUAGUUCAAUUAAAAUGGACUUCUCACAGAUUGAAAUAGAUACAUUGAGUGUCCCAGAAGUUCCUCCUCAGAAAAUCCAAUACCAAAUCUGUCCAGACCCUUCUGCUAUUAUAUGGAGAUCCAGGCAAUAAAGAAGAAUUAGAGCUUCAUGAAAGAAGUCUCAUCUUUGAAUCUAGAAAACAAGUAUUAAAGACGAAUUUUGCUGAAAUAGACUGAUGUACAACACAACUAGACAGCUUUGGAUUUGAUUCGCACAGCAGAUUUAUACAAGGAAAGUGAAACUGAAAUAGUAUAGUUAUCAUCUUCUCUAUUGCUGUUGUCGUUUUGUUGUAUGUUUGUUAGGGUGGAUUAUAUAGUAUUGAACAAUUUUAUAAAAGAAUGAAAAAGUUAAAAAUACUUUACAUUCUAGUGUUCGGUGCUAUC
This is a messenger RNA of Olea europaea var. sylvestris, 1097 nucleotides long. RefSeq lists its product as uncharacterized. The record is from RefSeq and is a predicted model, not a curated record. The coding region runs from base 230 to 805 and encodes 191 amino acids. The transcript is spliced from 4 exons. Lineage: Eukaryota; Viridiplantae; Streptophyta; Magnoliopsida; Lamiales; Oleaceae.